CUGGUUGCUGUGGGGUUUUGUGUCGAUUGCAUAUCACUUACCUAGGAAGCUUUGCGAUAGAGCACAUUAGCAAUUAGCCUGAUAAUUAUAUGCAUUUAUUGAGCUCCAUAUUGAAUUAACUUUCUUCAGGUACACCUGGCCAUAAUUAAUUAACUAGGUGCGCAGAGCUUCAUUUUUAGCUAUUGCUCCAAGAUCCUUGUCGGUUAAAGCACACGUUGGCAAGCGAAAGUCUGUGGAUGGAUGAAAGGUUGCUCCCGGCGUCGAACCCCACCAACCCACCAUCGUGCCGAUGAACACCAACACCACAAAUCAUCUUGACUUUACUUUACCUACCUUAGUUAGUUCCAUUGCAUACAAUUACCAGAGGCUGGUGGACUGCCUUUAUACUACUCUCGCGGCUGUCACCAGCAGUAAGGAUUGAUUGACCUUACAAAACCGACCACAACCUAACCGAAAGCCUGAUUCGCGAAAAGAACAGGUUCUCAAUUCAAGUCCGUCGCUAGGCGUCUGUCUGGACCAGAACCAUAUCGGGCCCGACCUGCAUUGGACACGCACCAGAACCGGAGCAUAACUCAAAACAGUCCCCCCGGUGUUUUGGGACUAUCUGGCCUACUUGCCUUAGGUGCUUUGUGUACCUUGCCUUAGUCGCUGUUUGCGGGACCGGUCUUGCUGCCGUACCACCAGAGGUUCGCAUACGGGGAGCCACUCAAGGAAACACAAGAAUCAACCUGGCUGUCGAGCACGAGGACCCUACUACAUAAAUUAAGCCAUUGUCAUUGCUGCCGCUCAGCUGUCGUUCCGGUGCCGCGACGUCGAAUCGAAGUACCUUUCGCUGCCCGCCAGCCCCUCGUUGUCGACUGCUUGUGGCACAUUGCUCUAAAUUCUGCCUCAAACAAGUUCAGAAUCGGUCUUGAAGUUGCAACUUUGGCACCAUACCCCUCGCACGCUGUUUUUGCUCGGGGACAACAUCAGUGUGAGGUUUGGUUGGACUUGAAGCGUGUUUCGGCUGCUGGCAGUGACACCAACAAGCAUCCAACUUGUCACCCUGACAUAUAUCAUCCCGUCGCCUCUUUGUCCACCUUUCAAACGCGCAUGCAAAGCUUGGGGUCGAACCUUCGCCUUCUUUGAUUGCCGCUUGACACUUUCAAUUCGUAUCGACUAACGGGCGCUACGGACCAGAAAAGUCAGGGACGAUAAAGCUCGCAGAUCCCAAGCCACCACUUCCCAUCGGCGCUAUACUUCGAGGUCCUCCCUCACCAAAACUGCCCCGCGGCCAAUUACUUAAAAUCCUGACGCUGGUGGCGUUCGGCUUGCUUAUCCCUUAGAUUGAGGGGGGUGCUUGCCGUUUUUUUUUCUUCGGGAAAAUCGAAGUAGGAGCGCGAAUAGUACCUAAAGCCUGACCAAAGGGAGCCCCGAGGGAAAGCAUGUUUGCUUAGCUGGCCCUUUCUGAUCAUUCCAGGCCAACAAACUGCCCUCUCACUACAUACCUAUCCUACCUUACCCACCUACCUGUCUACUUGCCAACUCAGGUACCUCCUUGGUCAUAGCCGUGCUUUUUUAUCUUUGUUCCCAUAACCACAUCAAGCAUCGUCAGCAGGAGCAUCGUAUCGAAGAAGAAGAAGAAGAAGAAAAAGCAAGAAACUACAAGAAAAGGGCGAUUUAACAUUCUUACCAUACACCCGCUCUGCAUAGCCAGCUACAAUCAGCUUGAGGCUCGAAAGAGACAGACGACAAAACGUAUUCAGAGCCGAACGCCAGGGAGCCACCUCAUCUGUCAGGAACAAGAGGCCAAACGCUUGCCCGCAUAAUCGCUCUCUGCUCUGUAUCUCUUGGAAACCUGCCGCGUCGCGCAUUUGCUUUGUGCAACAUUCCUGCCCUGUCCUGAAAGAGGAAGUCGACAUUCCCCUUAACAAGUCUGCGCCCGGGGCCACCUUGUUAGGAUCAGCGCAUAACUGCAACCUGGCAAUCUAGGUACUUACCUACUCAAUUCACUUGGACACACUCAACUGCAUAAGCUACGCGCACACGCACACAACAUCUCCGUCGCACCUGGUAGGCGUCGGCCUCACUUGGUUUUGGCAGACCAUUUACGAGUUGCUCUAUUGGACCAGGUAGAGCAGUUGCGGUGCUUCUAGACCCAGUAGCCAAAGUUUCUGGUAACCUUUUCACGCCAUCAGGUGGCUGCCGGUUCGGUUGGUGGAGCACAUCGACGUGCACGGGAUCCUGAGUUGUUUUUCUGGGGGAUUCGGACAGUUCUGUUCCGCGCCUUCUAGCUUUGCUUGCAGGAAUCCCCAUUGUCGCCUCGAUGCCUUCUCUAGGUUUUCUUAAGAAAAAAAGGACUAGGGACGGAAACAACGACAACUCAAGCCAACCAGCAAGCCCAGUCACUCCGACUGCAGCCCAGAGUUUCGAGCAGGCGCAAGUCUUAGGUGCACCUUCUGCCAUCAACAACUCCCACGCACAUACGCAGCAGCAGUCUUACUUGGUGCCUCAGCCCGGCUACUCGGUUGGGACAGAAGUACAGGCUCAGCAGCCUCAGAUGAACUCAAUUUCACAACAACAACAACAGGCGUUUGCGCCGCCAGCACAUACACCCUCGCCGGGGACUAUUGAUCCGCAACAAAGCCUGCCGAGCAUCUCUAACCUCAUGAACCCCGCAGUCCAACAACAAAACAGCCAGCCCUCGGCCAACUUCCAACCUCAGUCGCAGUCACAGUCACAAUCGCAAUCUCAAUUUCCGCUCCCACCGUCGCACGGGAAUGGCGAUCAAAGCCAGCAGCAAAAUUUCCAGGUUCAACAGCAGAUUCAGUCACAGCAGGACGCCAUGGAUAUACAGCCUUCGCAAGUGCAGGACCAGUCCCAUUCUCAGCAGGCGCAGCCUCAGCACCAACCACAGCAUCAUGUGCAGCACCAUGUAAAUCAUGCGCAUCAAGGAUCCCAAGACCAGCAGACAAGGGUUACGAAGGGGAAGUACUCGCUGACCGAUUUCGAGAUCCUCCGGACGCUUGGUACCGGUAGCUUCGGUAGAGUGCACUUGGUCCAGUCAAGACAUAAUCAAAGAUUCUACGCUGUUAAGGUCUUGAAGAAGGCUCAGGUGGUCAAGAUGAAGCAGGUUGAGCAUACCAACGACGAGCGCAAAAUGCUGGGCGAAGUCAAGAAUCCGUUCCUGAUUACGUUGUGGGGUACUUUCCAAGACUGCAGGAACCUGUACAUGGUCAUGGAUUUCGUCGAAGGUGGUGAGCUCUUCUCGUUACUGAGAAAAUCGGGGCGCUUCCCAAACCCAGUAGCAAAGUUCUACGCGGCCGAGGUAACAUUGGCUCUCGAAUAUCUACACGCCAAAAACAUCAUAUACCGUGACCUGAAGCCCGAAAACCUGUUACUUGACCGACAUGGCCACCUCAAAAUCACCGACUUUGGGUUCGCCAAGCGUGUACCGGACAAGACAUGGACUCUUUGUGGCACUCCGGAUUACCUGGCGCCGGAGGUAGUUUCCAACAAGGGCUACAACAAGUCUGUUGACUGGUGGUCUUUGGGAAUACUGAUAUACGAGAUGCUGUGCGGCUAUACCCCCUUCUGGGAUAGCGGAUCUCCUAUGAAGAUAUACGAGAAUAUCCUGAAGGGCAAAGUUCGUUAUCCCGCCUAUAUCAACCCGGACGCGCAAGACCUGUUGCAACGUCUCAUCACGGCAGACUUGACAAAGAGGUUAGGAAACCUUUAUGGCGGAUCGCAAGAUGUCAGGAACCACCCAUGGUUUGCCGAGGUGACAUGGGAUCGCCUUGCGCGAAAGGACAUAGAUGCACCAUACACACCUCCAGUCAAGGCCGGCGCGGGCGACGCAAGCCAGUUUGAUCGAUAUCCCGAAGAAACAGAACGAUAUGGCCAGACUGGUCAUGAUGAAUACGGGAAUUUGUUCCCUGGAUUCUGAAGAGGCUAUGAUUUGUAUUCCACCGGAUAAUGAUCGCGGGUGCCUGAUGUACGUUCACGAAAACACAGUCAUGCUGUGACGCACUUGUCUCAAUGUGGCUAGCAAAAGCCAUCGAAUACAUGACCAAGAUGAUGACUGUGGUCCGUCAAAGAAAAAAAGAAGAAAAAAAAAACGGAACUAAAGACAGCGGAACACGAUGUAAUGAAUCAGUGCCCAUUCAAGGCUUUACGCGGUACUUGCAAACUUGGAUAGAAUAGCCCAGAAGAACGCAACCGGGAACGCGUCAGAUCAGAACGGAGGGAUGGCGUUGGCUUGUCACCUACCUUACCUACGUACUCAAGUCUUGGAGGAACAUGUUUUGCAGUAUGCUUACCUCGAUUAUUUACCUAUCAGUAGCACUAUGGAUUAGACGGACAAGUGGGAAGAGGUUGCUCAUGUACUAUUUGGAGCGGGGAAUACAAGAUACGACCAACUUAGAUCCUUGCCUAAUACCUUUUUGCUGCAUCACACUGAAC
Molecule: messenger RNA, 4440 nt
Organism: Pyricularia oryzae 70-15
Lineage: Eukaryota; Fungi; Ascomycota; Sordariomycetes; Magnaporthales; Pyriculariaceae
Product: AGC/PKA protein kinase
Exons: 4
Coding region: 2306-3925 (539 amino acids)
Biological process (GO): peptidyl-serine phosphorylation
Cellular component (GO): cAMP-dependent protein kinase complex; nucleus
Molecular function (GO): cAMP-dependent protein kinase activity; ATP binding
Source: RefSeq, a predicted model, not a curated record